This is a messenger RNA of Corythoichthys intestinalis (scribbled pipefish), 689 nucleotides long. RefSeq names its product serotriflin-like. The transcript has 6 exons. The coding region runs from base 85 to 636 and encodes 183 amino acids. NCBI's taxonomy places the organism in Eukaryota, Metazoa, Chordata, Actinopteri, Syngnathiformes, Syngnathidae. The record is from RefSeq and is a predicted model, not a curated record. Gene Ontology annotation, cellular component: extracellular region.
GUCUUGACCUCGCCUUCGGAUCAGACUGAGAUUGUGAACAAGCAUAAUACUCUCAGAAGAAAUGUCAAGCCAACCGCGAGCAACAUGCUGAAAAUGAGUUGGAAUCGCGAGGCUGCAGCCAAUGCUCAAAGGUGGGCCAACACCUGCUCCAUGAAACACAGCUCCCCCGACCAAAGGAAGAUCAGUACAAGCGGCUGUGGAGAGAACUUGUACAUGGCAAGCUACAAAAACAGCUGGAGUGGCGCCAUCCAGUCUUGGUACGACGAGGUGAAGGACUGGCGCUACGGAGUGGGGUCCGUCAACGGAAGAGUUGUUGGACAUUUCACACAGAUUGUUUGGUACAGCUCCAACCAGCUUGGCUGCGCUAUGGCCUACUGUCCCAACUCUCGUUACAAGUACUUCUAUGUCUGCCACUACUGCCCACCUGGAAACUACCAGUUAACCCGCCCCUACAAAUCGGGACCGACCUGUGGUGACUGCCCCAAUGCCUGUGAAAACAAACUGUGCACCAACCCGUGUCCCUACACUGACCAGUACAGCAACUGUCCUGAGCUGAAGCAGCAGUGGGGGUGCAAUCACCCUAAUGUAGGUUCUUGGUGUCCCGCCUCCUGCAAGUGCGGCUCUCAGAUUUCCUAAAUGACUCAAACUGAAAAAUAUACAAUGAAUAAAUGAACAUCAUACAACUUGCA